AUGGCUCUUUUCUUUGUUGGCUAUUUGAUAUCUGUAACAAGUACAAUUGCAUUUAUUGUUGCUAUUUUAACACCAAAAUGGAUUUAUCCAAAUAAUUUACCAGUUGAUGGAAAUAAUCCUACAUCACCAAAUCAAACAAAUUAUCGAGGAAUAUUUUAUGUUGAUGCAGGUUAUCCAAAUGGAACUUGUCGUGAUUGGAUUUUAAUUUAUAAAGAUUCUGUAGCUUCUUGUCGACCACCAUAUGCUGUUGCAUGUGCGUCUCUAUCAAUAAUUGCUUCAUCAUUAUCGAUAAUUCUUUUAUGGCUUGCUGGUGGUUAUUUAUAUAUUCGUCGUCGACGUCUUGCUCCACAGUUUGUCAUAAUAAUAUCCUUUUUAACAUUAUUAAUUUUCUGGAUAAGUGCAAUUGUAUGGAUUGUAAUGAUUACAAUGAAUCGAGAUAUAAAUUUAAAAAUUCGUCGUGAAAAUAUUGGUUUUUCAACAUGGAUUGCAGUUGGUGCAAGUGGUGGUUAUUUACUUUCUUUUGUAUCAUUUAUUCUUUAUCGUAUUGGACUUAAUCGUCGAAAACAAGUCAAAGAAAUGAAUCUAAAUUCACGUCGAUUUUAA
This is a messenger RNA of Rotaria sp. Silwood2, 603 nucleotides long. The record is from the annotation of a GenBank genome assembly. NCBI's taxonomy places the organism in Eukaryota, Metazoa, Rotifera, Eurotatoria, Philodinida, Philodinidae.